Molecule: messenger RNA, 1010 nt
Organism: Lytechinus variegatus (green sea urchin)
Lineage: Eukaryota; Metazoa; Echinodermata; Echinoidea; Temnopleuroida; Toxopneustidae
Product: hydroxyacid oxidase 1-like
Exons: 7
Coding region: 18-1010 (330 amino acids)
Molecular function (GO): FMN binding; oxidoreductase activity
Source: RefSeq, a predicted model, not a curated record
GCACAAGUUUGUUCAAUAUGUCGGAUGUCCUUGACAAACCUCGCAACAUCCAGCAGUAUGAAGAAGGAGCACAGAAGGUCUUGCCUCCAUCAUACUUUCGACAUUAUAACUACCCAGGACCUGCCGGUCAAACAUACACCGACAACAAGGCUGCAUUCAAAAGGUAUAGAUUCCGACCGCAUCUCUUGAAUGACGUUUCCACUCGCCAUUUGUCAACUUCUCUUCUUGGGGAAACGGUGUCGAUUCCCAUUGGCAUAGCACCCACUGCUACACAAAGAUUUGCACAUAAAGAUGCAGAAGUUGGAAUGGCAAAAGGAGCAGAGGCAGUCGGUGGGCUCAUGAUCCGGAGCAGUUAUGCCAACAAAUUUCUGAAGGAGAUUAGGGCAAGUGCCCCAGGAGUUGUCCUGUGGCAAAACGUUUACAUCUGGAAGGACCGUCGUUAUACCAAGGCUCUCAUCAGGAAAGCCGAGGAGGCGGGGUGCAAGGCGUUGGUGAUCACAGUGGAUUCACCCAGUACUGGAGUUGACACAUCGGAUUUCUAUAGAAACUACAUGAUUUAUAAUCACGAAGAAUGCAGACAGUCCGAGAUAGACCUAGACCUUGAAGAACAACAGGAAGCAAAGAAAAGAGGAGACCCUAAUCUAAUAAUGUUCUUUACGGCUCUGAAAGAUCCCAGUAUUACAUGGAAAGACAUUACUUGGGUUAAGUCACUAACCUCACUUCCUAUCGUGUGCAAGGGUAUAUUGACAGCUGAAGCAGCGACUCAAGCCGUUAACGCAGGAGCCGAUGGUAUCAUCGUUUCCAGCCAUGGUGGACGUCAAUUGGACGGGGUACCUGCACCGAUUGAUGCAUUAGCUGAAGUAGUAGAAGCAGUUCGCGGACGUAACGUAGAGGUAUACAUGGACGGAGGGAUACGGAAUGGAACCGAUGUUCUUAAGGCUCUUGCAAGAGGGGCAAAGGCAGUAUUUGUAGGAAGGCCUGCUUUAUGGGGAUUGGCUUGCGGGGCAUAA